UUUAAACACGUUUGUGUAAUAUCAUAGUGGUCCGUUAAGUCGUGCCCUGACUCUUCCCGCUAUUUUAGCGCCGAACUAGCAAAGCUAACCCUGCUAGCUGCUGUGAAGUAAACCGAGGUUACUGGGAAGAGGCCGCCCACCUUCCAGACAAGCACCCUUCGGGUAAUAGCGGAGUCCUACCGACGCUGGGUUAACUCGGGAGACCGCAGACAAAGUGACUUGUUGGGCUUUCUCGUCGCCCGGAACACAGAAACCGCCUAAACGACACGCUAACUUGUUAGCUUCAGCGACCCAUCUGUCAGGAUGGCUAAAAGCGAGCCAGAGGAGAUGAUAGAGAUAGAGAUCGAUGAACGGGAGAAACAGGCAUGCAUAGAGGAAGGCAUUGAGGAGCAGACCAUCACUGCAUCGGAUUUAAUUCAACAAGACAUCGACAUCAAUGAGCCAAUCGGCAAUCUGAAGAAGCUUUUGGAGCCUCGCGUCCAAUUCUGUCUGGAUGGAUUUGACAUCUGCUUACAAGACAUUCAGCUCCACCCGGAUCACAGCCUCUUUGAUCAGGGAGUAAAGACGGACGGCACCGUGCAGCUCAGCCUGCAGAUUAUUACCAAAACAGGGGAGGAGAAGCUGAACAUUUUGGAAAUAGUGAAGCCAGUAGAAACAGUAGAGGUUGUGAUCGACCCGGAUGCGGCGGGAGAAGACGGAACGCUGGUGGACGAGGGGCAGCUCAUCGCCGUGGAGCGGUCUUCCCUCUCCGACGAGACCUCGGAGCAGGUGACGCGUUGGGCCGCGGCGCUGGAGGGUUACCGCAAGGAGCAGGUUCGGCUCGGAAUCCCAUACGACCCCUUGCUCUGGUCGGCCGAUCAGGUGAUCCACUGGGCCGUGUGGGUCAUGAAGGAGUUCAACAUAGACGAGAUGGAAAUCGGCAGCAUCCACAUCCCCGGCCGGGAGCUCUGCGGUUUCAACCAGGAGGAGUUCCUUCAGAAGGUGCCCAACGGCGAGAUACUGUGGAGCCACCUGGAGCUGCUGCGCAAAUAUGUGUUGGCCAGCCAGGACCAGUCGGGCGGGGACGCCACGGUCACCAUCGACCAACCUGUCCAGAUAAUCCCAGCUCAAGUGAGCACGCCUACGGCUAUAAAGGUGCUGAAACACAACCGGGGCCCCAGAGCGCCAAGGAUUUCAGGAGAGGAGCGCAGUUCACCCGGCAACCGCACAGGUAACAACGGUCAGAUCCAGCUGUGGCAGUUCCUGCUGGAGCUUCUGACGGACAAAGACGCGAGGGACUGCAUCUCCUGGGUCGGUGAGGAGGGCGAGUUCAAGCUCAACCAGCCGGAGCUGGUGGCUCAGAAAUGGGGCCAGCGGAAGAACAAGCCGACGAUGAACUACGAGAAGCUCAGCAGGGCCCUGAGGUACUACUACGACGGGGACAUGAUCAGCAAGGUGCAGGGCAAGCGCUUCGUCUACAAGUUUGUGUGCGACCUGAGGACUCUGAUCGGCUACAGCGCCGCCGAGCUCAACAACCUGGUGACCGAGUGCGAGCAGAAGAAACUGGCCCGCAUGCAGAUGCACGGCAUCGGACAGCCCAUCGCCACGGUCACGCUGGCCACCACGCUGGACAAGGACAGCUGAGGGAGGAGACGAAGCCGAUCCCCCCACCCCCCGAUCCGCACGGAGUAAAAAAAACUUUGUCCCAUACAGUUAAAUUCAGCUUAGACCGAAGCAGGAGAUGUUUUUGUUUUUUAAGCUUUUCAUUAAUUCUGCCCAGCAGCAGCGUGCUCAGGAUGAGGAGCGAAUGUGUUUAUAUUGACAGACUGUCCGUGUGCAUGGCUGAAUGAGUGUGACUGAAACCACAAUGAAAAAAAAAAAAAGGCUCGGCGUCGUGCGCUCUCUCUUUUUGUCUGUAAUCCAGGAUCUUUUUCCACUGUAUAUACAAAUAUGUUAUGUUUUUUGAUAGCCACGAAGGCAAGUGUAUUUUCAUAAGAACCCUUUUUGUAUUUUUAUUUAGUGCAUUUCCCUACAGUGCUGGACCCUUGUUUUGUCCACUAUAGGGGAUUGGGAAUAAAGCGACAAGCAUUUUCUAACA
Molecule: messenger RNA, 2077 nt
Organism: Fundulus heteroclitus (mummichog)
Lineage: Eukaryota; Metazoa; Chordata; Actinopteri; Cyprinodontiformes; Fundulidae
Gene: gabpa
Product: GA binding protein transcription factor subunit alpha
Exons: 10
Coding region: 304-1623 (439 amino acids)
Biological process (GO): regulation of transcription by RNA polymerase II; cell differentiation
Cellular component (GO): nucleus
Molecular function (GO): DNA-binding transcription factor activity, RNA polymerase II-specific; sequence-specific DNA binding
Source: RefSeq, a predicted model, not a curated record